AUGAGAUCGCCGCACCCCCAUCUCAUUCCCAUGCACGGCAGCGGAGCUCCCCGUUCCAUCCCUCUGGGUUGCAGGUGGCCUCCAGAUGCACCAAGAUUCAUUCGUCAAAAGAACCGUAUCCUCCCCAAUUGCUCUUUCCGGGCAUGUUUCGCAGAUGGAUCCGCAAUGCUUCUUACGCCGCAACCGGUAACAACUUUCACAUUGUCACAUGAUACUCCGACCCAACUCCGCAGCCAAAUACUUCACAUUCCGACAAUGCCGUUGCCGGCACACCCCACAAACCCCAUUUGGCGCCUCACCAUUUUCACUUCAUCACACUCUUCUUCGAACGAUCUUCACCUUCGUAUAGGCAUUUAUCAGGGCGGUUUUUGCCACUUUCCGCUCAAGCUCUCACCCCCGCCACCACCGACGCCACAGACAUUCGGGCAUCGAAUCGCCAUCGUCGCCGUGGAUAUGUCGGCAGUGAUGGUCACAGCUGUGACCGAGGCACACGAAGUCGUCGAAGUAGAAGCAUCGCCAGGAACCCGCAGAGGAGGAAAAGACGCCCACAUUGUUGUUGUCAACGACGAGAAGUUAAUGAACCCUUCUACAGGAGUUUUCGCAUCAAGUACUGAAAAGAGGCCAAAAGAGCGCGAACGUGCGGUUCUGCUGGCGUUUAAUCGCACGCUGGAUGAGCCGAAUGUAACGAGAUUUGGACACGAAAAGGCACACGUAGAGAUGUACCGUCAUUUCAUUCCCCGAAGAUCAAGGAGAGCGACGAUGAGACGUAGAAACGGUCAAGUCGAAGGGCGUAUGAAGCAUCGGGUGAAGAACGGGUGCCACUCUAAAGAAAACUGCGAAUGA
Messenger RNA from Guyanagaster necrorhizus, 843 nucleotides. RefSeq lists its product as uncharacterized. Lineage: Eukaryota; Fungi; Basidiomycota; Agaricomycetes; Agaricales; Physalacriaceae. The transcript has 6 exons. The coding region runs from base 1 to 843 and encodes 280 amino acids. The record is from RefSeq and is a predicted model, not a curated record.